UGUUUUCAUAAUAGCUAUCCUAAUGGGGUGAAGUGGUAUCUCAUUAUGGUUUUGAUUUGCAUUUUUCCAAUUGAUUAGUGAUGUCGAGCAUCAUUUUAUGUGUCUCAAGACUCUUGAAAAUUAUGGGUUUCUGGAUAGAAGAGUAUGCAUAUGUUCAUUACAUUUUGCAUAACAACUAAGGGGAAGGCAUCACAAACCCCUGAAGCCCAUAGGAAAACAACUGAGUUAGGUUUAGAGCCCUUCUUAUGGGAGGAACACUGUGGUUAGGUGGCUGUCUCCAAGCCAUUGCUAUAAAGAGAAUGAACUGCAUGGUUUUAACUUUUGUUAAGAUGUGUGAGAAACUGACUGUUCUAAAUUGAAAUGCAAGUCUUUUGACACAGGAGCUUUUGUUCUUCAUGAUGUAGUUUUUGGGGUGAGAGACAAGAGACAGAAGGGAAGCCAGUCCUGGGAAAAUGAGUAGGGCUCUAGUUCAAUGGAAGUUUGUCUAAACAACAGAGAAGGGCAAAUGUUUUGUAUUUUAGGAUGAACUCCUGUAAGGAGGUGAGAGUCUGCUGCCUUUUUUCAAACCAAGAGCUCAAGCCAUACCGGGAAAGGACAAGUAAUAUGUGAAUUCUUCUAAGGAAAGGUCCAAGCAAGGUCUAAGGCUUGGAAUGUCUAAGCUGAGUGAGGAAAGUGUGGGUAGCCUGAAAACAGAGAUGGGAAGCCCAGGCAACGGAGACUGGAGAUUCAGUCAAUUAGUCAAUUAGUCAAGCAGCUAAGUGAGUCAUGGAGGAGGUCUGGAAGCACUGGAGCAAGACAGAAUACUCUUCCUCUCCAGGAUCAAUCAAAUAAUCCUAGGGGAUGAGACAAAAAACCUUUUCUUCAGUAGUAAUAGAACCUUGAUUUGGGACGGCCUUGGUGAUUGCAGGAGCUGGUUAUCUGGGGAGGUGGUUCUCAACCUUGGGCGUACAUUAUAAUUACCUGGGGAGCUUUGCAAAUCCCAGUGGCCCAGACAGGCUGCAGACUCAUUAAAUCAGAAUCUCUGUGGAGGGGAGGUGGGAACCAGGCAUUAGUAUUUUCUAAAGCUCUCCAGGUGACUCUGAAAUGCAGCCAAAGUGAGAACCUCUGAUUUAGGGGCAGACAGUCAGACAGUCAUUAUGCCAUCCUGAUUGGUUCUCAAAUAAUUCUGAAUGUGGUUGAAACCAGGCUACUCAGUCGAAUCAUUUCUUGCAUCUCUCUCCACUCAUUCAGGGGAAGGCUUUCUUGGCCUAGUUGUCAAAAGUUCCUACACUGGGCCGGUGCUUUUCAAACUUUUAUGUGCAGACGAAACAUCUAUGGGUUGUAAUGUAGUAGGUCCAGCCUGAUAAUUGGCAUUUCUCACAAGCACUCAGGUGAUGCUGUUGCUGCUGCACCAUACUGUGAGUAGCAGCAUUCUAGACUCAUAACCAUUGAGUUGAUUUUACUUAUUGUUUUAUUCAUCAGAUUAUUGAAAGGUGCUUACUACCUGCAAGAUACUGUGCUAGUUAGGUACUGGGGAUGUGGUUAUGGACACAAAAGAGACACCACCUGCCCUCAAGGAUCAUAAAAUCUAGGAGAAAAGGCAAUGAACCUAUUAUUUCACCAAAAAAUUACCUAAAUACAAUUAGAGUAAGGGCCACAAAGGAAAAGUGUAGGCUGCUAUGAAAUCCUGUGAUAAGGAGCCUUGAUCUCGUUAGUAGGACAUGAUUACGACUCAAGGGAUAAAGAAAGCCCCAGGAGACCCAUGUUAUGUUCUGAUGCUCACUCUGGCUGUGGGAACCCAUUGACUUCUUCCAGUUGCACUGGCUAUAUUUAGUUUAUUGACCCUUCUUUCCUGCGGUACAUUUUCCCAUGGUGGCCUCAGCCAUUCCUUGGCUUUAUCUACCCGAUCUCAACUUCUGCCUCUCCUCUGGGCUCUAGCUUUGGGUUUCUAAUUAUUGAGGCACAUCUCCAACUAGUGGACAUGCUAGCAUCUAAAACCCAAACUAUUCUGGGACAAACUCUUCACCUUCUUCACUAAACCAGCACUUCUUCAAUAUUUCUGACAGUGUCACCACCAUUCUUUAAGCCAGUGAGGCAAAAUUCAACAUAUCCUUUUUUUUUUUUUUUUGAGAGAGAGUCUUGCUCUGUCUCCUAGGCUGGAGUGUAAUGGAGUGAUCUUGGCUCACUGCAACCUCUGCUUCCCAGGUUCAAGCGAUUCUCCUGCCUCAGCCUCCUGAUUAGCUGGGAUUACAGGUGUGCACCACCAUGCUCGGCUAAUUUUUGUAUUUUUAGUAGGGACGGGGUUUUGCCAUGUUGGCCAGGCUGGUCUCAAAAUCCUGACCUCAGGUGACCCGCCUGCCUUGGCCUCCCAAAGUGCUGGGAUUACAGGUGUGAGCCAUGGUGCCUGGCCAACAUAUUCUUUUAACUAUAUACUUUACUAUUGUCGGCCCAAGGAUACAGCACUUAUUUUUGAUAUGGGACCUGAAAUAGAUGUAUAUUGCAUUUGCUUGAUUCAUAGGUGACUAAGUUGAAUAAAUAGCCCACUGUAGACACUCAGCAAAUGUUAUUUACGUAAGUGAGGCCUGGGGGGAGGAGGAAAGGGACCUAACACUCAUUUUUUCCAUGUAUUCUUGCUAGAUAUUUUAUGUAUCUUCGCUCAUUUAUUCCUCCCAAUAGCUUUCUAGAACUUUAUUAAGUGAGGCUUGUAGAGUGUCCAGAGAGUGCGUGAUAGCAGCAUGUAAACGUAGUUUUUUUCAGUUUCAGAAAACAUCAUGUUCUUUUGCUAGGCUUCAUACCUUGUACAUGGUAAAGUGAUCUCUAAACUCUUAUUAUUAUAAAUAUGUUUUGAAAAAUAAAAGCUCUUUCAAAUAUUAGCUAUGAAUUUUUUUCCUCAAAUUUGGAAAAUGUAUUAAUAAACUGUAUCUGAUGAAAUGAAGCUUAGUUACUUUAAAACAACUGUGUCUAGCCUGCUUCAUGUACUCAAUACAUAUGAGUUCCCUUUCAUAGAUUCAAAUACUCUGUUUUGGUUUUCUUUGUAUUUUUCUGUCUUUUUCCUUUUCGUGUUUUACCCUGGGCAUUUUCUAUUGAACUAUUAUCUUCUAGAUCACCAAUUCUCUCUUCAGCUGGGUCUUUUUGCUGUAACCCAUCUAUAGCAUUCUUAAUUUCUUCUAUUACAUUGUAUUUUUCAGUUCUAGAAUUUCCAUCUGACUCAUAUAUAUGAAUAUAUAUGUAUUAUAUAUAUUCUAGUUCUUUGGUGAAAUUGUCACCCAUUUUCUUAAACAUGUUAAUUAUUUUAAAGUCUAUGCCUGAUAAUCCCAAUAUCUAGAUCACCUGUGAAUCUGUUUCUGUUGUCUGCUUUUUUUUCCUAUUGGUUCUAUCUCUUGGUAUGCCCGGUAAUUUUUAAUUGAAUGUUGGGCACUGUAAAUAAAAAAUGAUGGAGGCUCUUGAUGGUGUAUUCUUCAACCGAGGAGUGUUCUUUUUGAGCUUCUGGUAGGCAGUUAAAAUUUUUAUAAUCUCAACUCAAUCUCCCUACCCAGGUGUAGCCUUUUAGGAGUCCCAAAUGAAAGCCCAGAUUAGAUACCCAGGUCUGUCCACUUUGGUAGGCCCUGAACUCCAAUUAUUGUCUCUUCAUCAGUGGGGACAGCUGUGCUUAGUUUAUCAUCCCUCUAGCAGCUGUUUUCUCCUUUGCUUCCCUUUCUGCUUGUGAAAUUUACACAUCAGUAAAUACCUCAGUGGUGGUGGUGGGGAGAGAGUGUUGGGUGGCUUCUGUGUGUCCUUACUCUGGGAGUUUGGACUUUCAGGUUAUGGUUGUCUUGGUAACACCUAGAUGCCCUCAAAGAGAUGUUAAUGUUUAAAUUUUAUCCAGUUUUUAAAAUAUGCUUAUCUAUUAUUGCUGGAAUGAGACAUGUAUUCUCUGUUUUUUAGGCUUUAAAAUUUAAGUAAGGAGACUUGCUUUUGAUUCAUCACAGUGCCCCAGAAACAGGUGUCAUUUAAACGUGCAGGUGAGAGAUCAUUGUUUGCCUUGCAGUCUAGUCUGCUCCCUGCUCAUCCCACAAGAACCUUUGAUUUUUCAUAACUUUUUGCUUUGCAUUCUGAGGAAGAAACUUGACAAUUAGUGAAUUGAAUAUUAUUGAUGUUAUCAGAUGUAGAAUGGUUGCUUUAUUUAGCAGGGAACAGGGUUAAAUAAAUGAUAGAGACAAUAACUCAGGAGGCUCAGAUCCCUAUUUUCAUCUUCCAGAUAGUAAGAAAGAACAGUAAUUCUUCCACAAAGGAAGUGAAGGCCAUGAUGAUUUCUAGUGGCUUUGUCAUGCUGAUGUUUUUGCUAUACUCUGUACUUUUGAGGGGUUGCAAAUUUGAAGGAUGCGGUAGUGAUUUUUUGAAGUGUUUUUCAUGUUACUUUUCUGCAUUUAUAUAUAUGCAUAGAUAAUGUGUAUGUAUAUAAAUGCACAUACUGUACACAGCUCCUUGUUUUGUGUCCCCUUUUCUCAAAAAAGCAUUGAAUGCAAAAACAUAAGUUCUCCUCAGUCACAACCUCUAAGAAAGGAAAGAAAAUUUAGAGCCAGAAGUUGUUAACCUCAGCAGGAGUUUAUGACUGUAAGAUUUCAUCACCUUACUGUCUUAUCUGGUAUAGUUACAUCUGCCCCAAUUUAUUUAUUUUCCUGCUUCCUUCUCUGCCAGUAAUGAGCCUGGAACUUGAAGGAGGGCAAGGUACAUUCCUUGUGGUAUUUAUGAGGGAGGAGACCCAUGUCUUUGGAAAGUGGACGUUGGCAUAAAUGCUUUCCUUCAUGGGGGGUGAAUUUUCCUACUUAAGUUCACUAGCUAGCCCGUGCAUUCGCCCUCUUCCUCCUCUCCAUGUUAUUCUUGUUGGCGAAAGUGUAUGAUGUACUUUCUGUUUCUAAGAUAGAAAAUAUGAUGUACUUUCUGUUUCUAAGAUAGAAAGUGUAUGAUGUACUUUCUGUUUCUAAGAUAGAAAGUGUAUGAUGUACUUUCUGUUUCUACGAAACUUGGAGUUUACUUGUGGGGAAAGUCAAAGACACAUGAACAUUGAAAUAUUAGUAGAAACAAUUAAAUAGCAACAGAAGUUAAUAAAAGGCGAAGGGCUAAAUGGAAUGCACAGAACCUGCUGUGGAAGAGGGAAACCAAAGGGCAGUUUCUCAUUGACCACAUCUGCAACUACUACAGCCUGCUGGAGAAGGACUACUUUGGCAUUCGCUAUGUGGACCCAGAGAAGCAAAGGCACUGGCUUGAACCUAACAAGUCCAUCUUCAAGCAAAUGAAAACUCAUCCACCAUACACCAUGUGCUUUAGAGUGAAAUUCUACCCACAUGAACCCUUGAAGAUUAAAGAAGAGCUCACAAGAUACCUUUUAUACCUUCAGAUUAAAAGGGACAUUUUUCAUGGCCGCCUGCUGUGCUCCUUUUCUGAUGCUGCCUACCUGGGUGCCUGUAUUGUUCAAGCUGAGCUUGGUGAUUACGAUCCUGAUGAGCAUCCUGAGAAUUACAUCAGUGAGUUUGAGAUUUUCCCCAAGCAGUCACAGAAGCUGGAAAGAAAAAUAGUGGAAAUUCAUAAAAAUGAACUCAGGGGGCAGAGCCCACCAGUUGCUGAAUUUAACUUGCUCCUGAAAGCUCACACUUUGGAAACCUACGGGGUGGAUCCUCACCCAUGCAAGGAUUCAACAGGCACAACAACAUUUUUAGGAUUCACAGCUGCAGGCUUUGUGGUCUUUCAGGGAAAUAAGAGAAUCCAUUUGAUAAAAUGGCCAGAUGUCUGCAAAUUGAAGUUUGAAGGGAAGACAUUUUAUGUGAUUGGCACCCAGAAGGAGAAAAAAGCCAUGUUGGCAUUCCAUACUUCAACACCAGCUGCCUGCAAACAUCUUUGGAAGUGUGGAGUGGAAAACCAGGCCUUUUAUAAGUAUGCAAAAUCCAGUCAGAUCAAGACUGUAUCAAGCAGCAAGAUAUUUUUUAAAGGAAGUAGAUUUCGAUAUAGUGGGAAAGUUGCCAAAGAGGUGGUGGAGGCCAGUUCCAAGAUCCAGAGGGAGCCUCCUGAGGUGCACAGAGCCAACAUUACUCAGAGCCGCAGUUCCCACUCCUUGAACAAACAGCUCAUCAUUAACAUGGAACCCCUGCAGCCCCUGCUUCCUUCCCCCAGCGAGCAAGAAGAAGAACUUCCUCUGGGUGAGGGUGUUCCAUUGCCUAAAGAGGAGAACAUUUCUGCUCCCUUGAUCUCCAGCUCCCCAGUGAAGGCAGCCCGGGAGUAUGAAGAUCCCCCUAGUGAAGAGGAAGAUAAAAUAAAAGAAGAACCUUUAACCAUCUCUGAACUAGUGUACAACCCAAGUGCCAGCCUGCUCCCCACCCCUGUGGAUGACGAUGAGAUUGACAUGCUCUUUGACUGUCCUUCUAGGCUUGAGUUGGAAAGAGAAGACACAGAUUCAUUUGAGGAUCUGGAAGCAGAUGAAAACGCCUUUUUGAUUGCUGAAGAAGAGGAGCUGAAGGAGGCUCGCCGUGCUUUGUCGUGGAGCUAUGACAUUCUGACUGGCCAUAUUCGGGUGAACCCACUGGUCAAGAGUUUUUCCAGGCUCCUUGUGGUGGGCCUGGGACUGCUGCUCUUUGUAUUUCCCCUGCUCCUCCUCCUUUUGGAGUCAGGUAUUGAUCUCUCCUUCUUAUGCGAAAUCCGCCAGACACCAGAGUUUGAGCAGUUUCACUAUGAAUACUACUGUCCCCUCAAGGAGUGGGUGGCUGGGAAAGUCCACCUCAUCCUCUACAUGCUGGGUUGCUCAUGAAGUUAAUCUCUCACGUGACUAAGGGCUAUAUUCAAUGCUAGUGAUUUCUUUUUUUCAGCAAAUGCCUGGUUCUGAAGGGUCACGGGGCUGUCAACAGGUGUUCCUUACUCAUAAUUGAUUAUUCAAACCUUUAAGUUAGCUUUCCAUAAUUCACUGCACUUAAAUAAGUUUAAAUCAAAUACAGUUAUUUUAGUUACAGGUUAGGAAGAUGGUCUUUAAAUAACCAAAAAUAUGUUUAUUUUUUAUUAUAGUGUAGACAUACCCUUCAUCUAUUAUAUCAUAAUACAUGUUACAUUGGACUGAAUUAGAUUUUCCCAUUUCUAAUAGUUGGCACCAUUAUAAGCUAUAAGGUUCAGAAUCAGAAUUUUAGUAACAACUCAAGAGAAAGUUGUUGAAUAUAAUCCUUAGUGAAAACAGUGUCCUCUAACCAAUGCCUAUACAACUAAAUUUAUGCUGGGUUUUUGGUUCUGUUUUUUUAAAAAUAUUUUUAUGUGUUCAAACUAUUUUGGUAAAUUUUUAGCAAAAAAAAAAAAGAAGCCUCCUGGAGUUAUUUACAUGUACAGAUUGUAAGACUAAUGCACAAAAGGUAUAUCAGAAUUUUUUUAAUGUUUUGGCGCUACUUUGUUUUUAAAAAUAUUUUUGGCUGAACAAUACCAUAAUUUGUUAUGAUCUGCAUAGGAGAUAGAAAAUGGGUAGAAAGACACUAUAGUAAGUAAGCUGCUAAAACAGAGGAUGGAACUGGAGGAUGUAGAAACUGAGAGCAUCAAGUGGACUCAGGGUGGUCCAUUUUUCAAAGUAUUUGGACAAGAGGACUUGUUAUUUUCAUUUGUAUUCUGUCCGUAUAUUUUGGCUGGAGAAGCAGAUGUUUUAAAAAGAAAGUGAGAGUUUAAAGGAAAAAAGGUAACAGAUGUGCUAGUCAGUUGCAUAUCAAUGUACAUUAACCCAAGAGUGAAGGCAGAUAGGAACUGGAGAAAUGGAAAGUGGCAAAAAUGAGUUCUGGUGAGGCUGGCAGGCAAAUGGUGACAGGCGAAUGGUCUAUUUUAUGAAAGUGAUGGUGAUGCCAGCGUUCGAUGAUGUGAAGAGCAGUGCAGUCGCUGUCUGAGUUAACAUGAACAUGUUUAAGUGGAUCUAAAUAAAAGUGGAGAAACUUUAAGGUAAAUAUUUUGAUCCCUCAUGCCAUUUGUUGUGAUUCUGUAGAAGAAACUUCAAAAAUGUGUUUGUAUGUGAGUGUGCGUGUGUGUGUGUGUGAGAGAGAGAGAGAGAGAGAGAGAGAGAAUAUGAAUGGCUUUUUGAUACAUGUCCAUGAUCAUGUUUUGCGGUGGUCAUUAUACUCCUUUCCUUUCCCAGUUGUUUUAAAAUUUGACUUCCAUAGAGAAACUGGAGAGGCCUCAUGAGAUGACAUACCAGUUCAGCCUGGGUAAAGUAGUGACAUGACCCUAACCAGACUGUAGAGGGGACCAGUGCUCUAGUACCUUCCUUGAUACCAUUAAAUCCAUGAUGGAAAGGAUUUAAUCCAACAAUUUAAUGGUAUCAAGGAAGGUACUAGAGCAUUGUACCAUCAGCAACGUACUGAUGCCUUCCCAUGCAGACUACCUGCUGAUACUGUGUUAUGUGGGAGAAAGAUAAGAGUCUAGAACUUAUGCCAUGGAGCAUAGAGCUUCUCUGUGGAUUGAAAACAUUCCACUGCCCUAAUGUACAAAGUUACAGGGCCCACUUGGAAUCGCUCUCUCUAGCUAAUGACAUUCCAACCCUAUCAUUAGCAUGAUUUCUAAAUUGGGCAAUACAUUUCCACUCACUCAGUGGAGCUCUGAGUACUUCACUGGACAUUUAAUUUUGGAAAUGAGUUUUGAAACUCAGUUCGUGAAGCCUGCAGUCGAGCAAAUGACUAUAUAUUUGCCAUUAAGUUUGAGGGGUUUCCUUUCCUAUAUGCUUUCAGUGAUUUAUUUUGCUUUUUAAAUAAAGAUUGUUUGUUUAUUACCUGAAAGUUGAUACUGAUUUAGGAAUAUAUUUUCUGUGAUUGGAAUCCUCAACAAUUUAUUUUGGAAGCUUGCAGAUGGCUAGGUUUGAAAUUGAAAUUUGUGUUUUUCUCCUUCUUUUCUCAUACGACUUCUAAGUCAUCCUUUCUGACAUAAGGCAACUUUAGUGUAGUCUGCACAAAAUUAGUCCCCUUCUGAUCAUGCGUCAUAUAAUUUUCUCUAAAGUUCUGACUAUGACAAAUCAUCUGGCCCUCAGUCUUUCAAAAUAAUAUUAUAUAAUAUUUUUUAAAUUAUGGAACUAAUAUAUUUUCCAUUGUAAAAUACUUAAAAAAUAUGAUAGUAUAAAUAUCACAUGUAAUCCAACGAUGCAGAUUUAUCUUAAGGAGUAAUAAAUAUAUUAUUUUAACAUUUCCAGCUAACAUCUCUUUUCUCUUAGGUGGAAACUUCAUUGUUGAAUAGAAAUGUUUUUAAGUGAAGAAGUUGACAGAAUAGGGUCUGCUGAAUUUAAACAGCCAUCAAAAGUUAAACUGGAAUCUUGAAAUGCCAUUUGCUCGGCAUAGAAUCAGAGCCUUUUAGAAACAUCCAUUUAAGUUUUGUUAGAAGAUAGUCACCAGUUGCCUGAAUCGAAUGAGGAAAAGCCUGCUUCCAGAGAUGGACAGUAUAUUAUAGAGUGAGAUAUAGAGUUUAAAGCAAGUGUGUGAGUAUAUGUAUAUUCCAUAUUAUUGGUAUAUGUGUGUUUAUAUAUGAAUCUGUAUAUAUGUGUGUCUUUGAAUAGACACAACAUAUAUGCCCCUCAUGCAUAAUUGUGCUUAUUUUGCCCUAAUUGAGGAAUUUGAGAUGUAUUAUUGGUUCUUCUCCCUCUCAGAUACUAUGGUGGGUAAAACCCACAGCCUGAAAGGGUUAAAUUUUCCAUAAAUGCCACUGAGUGUACAUUUGUGGAUAUAAAUAAAUAUAUAUAAUACACACACACAUAUGGCAAAUACAUAUACACACACAAUAUUGCCUUUAGUGCUAAUGCAAGUUGGAUCAUGAAAACAAUGUAGGUAAAGUAAAGUAUGUAUUUGUCUGUGCUUGAAAAAUAUUGUAAAAUGUUAUGUAUUUGGAAUAUAUUUUGUGGUUUGUCUAAUAUUUAUAAACACAACUCGGGGUGAAUUCACAAUGAGUUUAUUUCAUUGAAAUACUAGAGAUAUGGGGGCCAUGUUACUGUGAUUGGAGCCUUACCUUUGUAUAGUGAAAUUUGCAUUUCUAUGUCAACAUCCAGAUUGUUUUAUAUGUUAAUAUGGUGGCAGGAAUCCCUAAUAAAAAUACUCUGGGGUAAAA
Messenger RNA from Homo sapiens (human), 10053 nucleotides. It is a transcript of the gene FRMD3, whose product is annotated as FERM domain containing 3. The transcript has 14 exons. The coding region runs from base 5252 to 6757 and encodes 501 amino acids. The record is from RefSeq and is a predicted model, not a curated record. Lineage: Eukaryota; Metazoa; Chordata; Mammalia; Primates; Hominidae. Gene Ontology annotation, cellular component: membrane. Gene Ontology annotation, molecular function: cytoskeletal protein binding.